This is a messenger RNA of Dunckerocampus dactyliophorus (ringed pipefish), 961 nucleotides long. It is a transcript of the gene mrpl20, whose product is annotated as mitochondrial ribosomal protein L20. Gene Ontology annotation, molecular function: rRNA binding; structural constituent of ribosome. The record is from RefSeq and is a predicted model, not a curated record. The transcript has 4 exons. NCBI's taxonomy places the organism in Eukaryota, Metazoa, Chordata, Actinopteri, Syngnathiformes, Syngnathidae. Gene Ontology annotation, biological process: translation; ribosomal large subunit assembly. Gene Ontology annotation, cellular component: ribosome. The coding region runs from base 130 to 579 and encodes 149 amino acids.
CAAGCGAACCCAUCGUGCCUCUGCCACUUUGCAACUUGACUCGGUAACAGAAGGAACGUGUGGCUCAUGUGGAGCCGGUGUAAGGUCACACAGAACACUGCACUCUUUUUGCGAAAGUGAAGCUCCGAGAUGGUGUUCUUGACCGCCCCGCUUUGGAUUAGGUGCCGCGGACCGGACAGAUACUGGAAGGUUCAAGAACUCCUCAAGCAUGCACGGCACUUUAGAGGGAGAAAGAAUCGCUGUUAUAGUCUGGCUGUGCGGGCGGUGAGGAGGGCUUUCGUCUACGCCACUAAAGGUCGCAAGCUGAAGAAACGCAACAUUAGAACGCUUUGGAUCACACGUAUAGCAGCAGCAUCCCGAGAGCACGGCAUGAAGUAUCCCGCCUUCAUGAGCAACCUAACAAAGAGCAGCGUGCAGCUCAAUCGAAGGGUUAUCAGUGAGCUGGCCAUCACAGAACCACGGUCGUUCCUCUCCCUCGCCAAGCUGGCCAGGGCCCGGCAACAAGAAGGCUUCUGCGUGGCGUUGGGUGACGGCAAAGAACCUCCUGGUGUCUUCUCCCGUGUGGUUGUGCAGCAGUAGUGGCUUAGAUGGUGGAGGUGUUUAUUAAACAACACAGUGGACACAUACAAUUUUUUUUUUACCGUUUGUCUUCUGCAGUGUAAAGUUUUGUGUUGUCAUGUGAUUUUAUUAUUUACAAAUGAAAAUAUUACUUGGCAGAGUGGGUUUUCUUCACUCUUCUCAUCCUUUUUUGUUUGUGACCUGGUGAAGCCGUCACUCUGAGGAUAUUCAAUGACCUUACAAUUGUGUCAGAAACUCCCCUGCUGCAAUUUAAAUUGAACAUUUCUCAUAUUUUCUGAUAUAAUGUGAAUGAAUGGUCACAAUUUUCCCCCUUGUAAAUAUUUAUUUCUCAUUGUGUGCUUGUCCUCUGAAUGUUUAGUCAAUUAAACAUUUUGAUACCCAG